This is a messenger RNA of Acanthaster planci (crown-of-thorns starfish), 1789 nucleotides long. RefSeq names its product plexin-B-like. Gene Ontology annotation, biological process: regulation of cell shape; regulation of cell migration; positive regulation of axonogenesis. NCBI's taxonomy places the organism in Eukaryota, Metazoa, Echinodermata, Asteroidea, Valvatida, Acanthasteridae. The record is from RefSeq and is a predicted model, not a curated record. Gene Ontology annotation, molecular function: protein binding; semaphorin receptor activity. Gene Ontology annotation, cellular component: plasma membrane; semaphorin receptor complex.
AGAGUUCAGUCAGACAACUUUUUGUGUAAUCCUGUCGCUAAUGGCAUAACUCAGCUGUACAAGUAUGCCAAAGGGAUCACUCCAGUCUCAUCUACAGCCUUGCUGGAAGUGCCAGGUUCUCGGAUGUCAUCCCUUAUCACCAGCAUUGAAUUCAACCACACUAUGGCAUUCAUUGGAACAUCAAAAGGAAACCUAUUUAAAGUCCACGUCGAAAAUAGCACCACAGCCAGACUGUAUGAGAGAGUGCCUCUAGAUACCAGCCCAGUACUGACGGAUAUCAAGAUAAAUGACACAAGCAGAGAGAUGCAUGUACUCACUGAACAAAAGUUGAUCAAGAUGCGUGCUGAGAACUGUAGUCAGUAUACCAACUGUGAGGCGUGUAUUGGGACUGAUGCAGGGAAUGAUGGAGACCCAUACUGUGGAUGGUGCACUCUCGAAAGAAAGUGUUCAAGAUAUUCCGACUGUGACUUGCCAGAUGUAUCCACUCGCUGGUUGGCCUACAAUGCUGCUCAAUGCAUUAAUAUCACCGAUGUUGCUCCUUAUGACAGCUUGCCAAUCACUGUCACGGAACAACAGAUCAAGCUGAGUGUACAACAGUUACCUUACCUAGCGACUGACCAGAGUUAUGAAUGUUACUUUGGAUCGUACCGAUCUCCUGCUACAAAGACUGGUGAAAUGCUUAAUUGUACAUCUCCACCUAGUGAUGGGAUACCUUCCAUUCAGCAAAGAGAUGACGCUGUCAGCGUUGACCUAAGUGUCUAUUCUACGGAAACAAUGGUCCAUUUCAUCGAUACCAGCUUUCACUUCUACAACUGCUCAGUUUUUACAUCCUGCGUAUCCUGCGUUGGUAGUCGCUGGGCCUGUGACUGGUGUGUGUUUGACAACAGAUGUACUCAUGAAAGCUCCACGUGCACUAAAGCUAAUGAAAUCAUCAUUAUUGGGAAAAAUAAUCCAGAGGGACCUAAAUCAUGUCCACAGCUGGAAGCUCAAAGUGGUGAAGUUCUUCUGCCUAAUGGAAUCCAGAGAAGUAUUACAGUCAGGACUGAAAAUCUGCCAAAUGCAACUCAGAUUUCUAGCUAUGGUUGUAGCUUGGACAUCGAGGGUGUACCUCAGACUGUCAUGGCACGACGUUAUGGAACGGAUAUCACAUGUGAGCAGAAAGCUUACACGUAUUUGUCGAAUACUGAGCCAGAGCUCGAAGUGAGGCUGACUGUUACUUGGACUGACACGUCUGGUGCAGCACAUAUCCUUGAUGACAUACAUGGGUUUAAUGCAACUCUGUACAAAUGUGAAGUCCAGAAACCAGACUGCAGCCGAUGUGUUACAGCCCGUCCAGAGCUUGGAUGUCUGUGGUGCGGUGCCAUGCCAUCCGUAUCGGGUGUUUGUAAGCUGAAUGAAACUUGCAAUGAAAAUGUUGUGACCUUGUAUAAUGGAGUGAACUGUCCUGAUCCAGUUCUCAACGAGGUGUUUCCUUUGACUGGACCAAUUGAAGGCAAUACAAUCCUUGCCGUAAUGGGAACUGACAUCGGUCGACGAUUUAAUGAUGUUGUGGCUGUGAUGGUUGGCAAUCAGUCCUGUGAUCUGGACGGAUUCAGCUCAGACUAUGUCAUUGGUGCAAGUGUCAGCUGCAGGACAAGACCAGAACGUGAAGGAAAUGAGUCGGUCAGUUUGACAAUCAAGGGGGCAGAUGGUACACUGCAGAACAGCUCUGGAACUGUUAACUUUCACUACACAGUAAGUUACAGUGGUUAAUGCUAAAAAACGCAUACAGGAUAGCAUGCUGACACCA